AUGUCUGAUGAGGAAGACAGCAUCGUUGACGGGGUCUCUGGAUGGAUUGUGCGACCUCCGUCCUUUCGCAGCCAGGAGCUCACCGAGCUCUGUGCCACGCUGCAGUCGAGAUUAGAGGCAAUUCCGAAGUACAGGGCAACGCACCACAGACGUCUGCAAAAUGGACUGGAUUCAGACCGUAUGCCGCCAGCUACCUACAGCUCUGAGGCGGCAAACAGACACUUCAUGACACAUCAGAUGAUCCAUACUGGAGAGAAGCCAUAUCAGUGUCCUCAGUGUGGAAAAACCUUUAUUCACAUGAAUGCGCUCAAGUUACACCAGAGAAUCCAUACGGGAGAAAAGCCAUAUCAGUGUACUCUGUGUGGAAAAGCCUUUACUCAGAAGUCUAAUCUCAAGGCACAUCAGAUGAUCCAUACUGGAGAAAAGCCAUUUCAGUGUCCUCAGUGUGGGAAAACCUUUAUUCACAAGGCUGAUCUCAAGGCACAUCAGAGGAUCCAUACGGGAGAGAAGCCAUUUCAGUGUUCUCAGUGUGGAAAGGCCUUUGCUAAAACAGGUAGUCUCCAGGUACACCAGAGGAUCCAUUAUGGAGAAAAGCCACAUCAGUGUCCUCAUUGUGGAAAAGCCUUUACUCAAAUGUGUAAUCUCAGGGCACAUCAGAGGAUCCAUACUGGAGAAAAACCACAUCAGUGUUCUCAGUGUGGGAAAGCCUUUAUUCACAAGACUGAUCUCAAGGCACAUCAGAGAAUCCAUACAGGAGAAAAGCCACAUCAGUGUACCUUGUGUGGAAAGGCCUUUGCUCAGAAGUCUAAUCUCAAGGCACAUCAGAGGAUCCAUACUGGAGAGAAGCCAUUUCAGUGUCCUCAGUGUGGAAAAGCCUUUGCUAAAACAGGUCAUCUCAAUACACACCUGAGCAGCCAUACUGGAGAAAAACCAUAUCACUGUUCUAUGUGUGGAAAGAGUUUCAGGACCAGUUCAGAUCUCACCAUCCAUCAAUUAGUACAUUCUGGAGAAAAGCCACAUCAGUGUCCUCAGUGUGGAAAGGCCUUUACUCUGAAGUCUCAGCUGAAGCUACAUCAGAUGAUCCAUUCAGGAGAAAAGCCACAUCAAUGUUCUCAAUGUGGAAAAGGCUUUAGUAGCAAAUCUACUCUCAGAAGACAUCAGAUGACCCAUACAGGUUAA
Molecule: messenger RNA, 1179 nt
Organism: Alosa sapidissima (American shad)
Lineage: Eukaryota; Metazoa; Chordata; Actinopteri; Clupeiformes; Clupeidae
Product: zinc finger protein 239-like
Exons: 4
Coding region: 1-1179 (392 amino acids)
Biological process (GO): regulation of transcription by RNA polymerase II
Cellular component (GO): nucleus
Molecular function (GO): RNA polymerase II cis-regulatory region sequence-specific DNA binding; DNA-binding transcription activator activity, RNA polymerase II-specific
Source: RefSeq, a predicted model, not a curated record